UGUCACUAAGGAAAUUUUACGUAUAAACGCCAGAGAAAUCGAUCGUAACAUAUCAACCUCAGGUUCUUGGCAUGCACAGUAUAAGGAUUCGUCAUUUAUAUUUAUUGGAAAUAUUCCAUUCGAUUUAACCGAAGGCGAUAUAAUAUGUGUAUUCUCGCAGUACGGGGAAGUGAUUCAUCUUGAUCUUGUACGUGAUAAAAAUACGGGUGAAUCUAAAGGUUUCGCAUUUCUAAAGUAUGAAGAUCAACGGAGUACUAUAUUGGCUGUUGAUAAUUUGAACGGGAUUCAGGCAAGCUUUUUACUUGGAAGAACCAUUCGAGUUGAUCAUGCAAGUGCCGAAGAUAAAGAAGGAAAAAAGAGAACUGGGAUGAACGCCGCACCACAAUUCCUAAAAG
Messenger RNA from Ambispora gerdemannii, 395 nucleotides. Lineage: Eukaryota; Fungi; Glomeromycota; Glomeromycetes; Archaeosporales; Ambisporaceae. The record is from the annotation of a GenBank genome assembly.